AUGAAUCCAGUCACCAUCAGCCUGCUGCUGGGGCUUGUCCUGCACACCGGACAGGUCUACUUCUCCUCAAAGCAGACACCCUUGUCCAAUCCAUCCUCUCUAGAUGUAGGAUUACUAAAUGUGUGUCCUCCGUUUGAUCCCGCGAUCUGCCCAUUGGCCAAGCCUGGACCUGAUGAGUGCAAAACCGACGUCCAGUGUCCCACAGACAAGAAAUGCUGCUGCUCCAACUGUGGCUGGAAGUGUGUCCCCCCCGUGCAAGUGAGACCAGGGCGCUGCCCCCCUAUCCUAGCCAAGUGUAAGCUGCCGCUGCUGGACCCCCAGUGUCAGAAUGAUACCGGCUGUCCUGGCAAACAGAAGUGCUGUAACAUUUGUGGGAAAAGCUGCUGGGAUCCAGUGGAAGAGCCCGGUGGCGUUUGCCCGCUGAGUGAGGUGAAGCCGGUAGGAAGCCUGCAGUGUGCGGCCGUUCUCUGCAGCCGGGACUUGGACUGCACGGCAGAUGAGAAGUGCUGUCUGUCUGGGGACGGCAAGACGUGUGUCAAGCCUUCCUCAGAAUUACGAAAUGUGUGUCCUCCGUUUGAUCCUGCGAUCUGCCCGCUGGCCAAGCCUGGACCCGAUGAGUGCAAAACCGACGUCCAGUGUCCCACAGACAAGAAAUGCUGCUGCUCCAACUGUGGCCUGAAGUGUGUCCCCCCCGUCCAAGUGAGACCAGGGCGCUGCCCCCCUAUCCUAGCCAAGUGUAAGCUGCCGCUGCUGGACCCCCAGUGUCAGAAUGAUACCGGCUGUCCUGGCAAACAGAAGUGCUGUAACAUUUGUGGGAAAAGCUGCUGGGAUCCUGUGGAAGAGCCCGGUGGCGUUUGCCCGCUGAGUGAGGUGAAGCCGGUAGGAAGCCUGCAGUGUGCGGCCGUUCUCUGCAGCCGGGAUUCGGACUGCACGGCAGAUGAGAAGUGCUGUCUGUCUGGGGACGGCAAGAAUUGCGUGAAGCCUUCCUCACAUGUGGAGAUGAGGUUAUUGAACAAUGGAUCUCUUUGGACAUGAAGCACCUUAUACGGAAAAUUAAUUAGCACAUCGUCUUUGUGACGGAGAAUUGACCCUCUAAUCCCACAUUUUCCAUCAUUAUUUAUCAUGUCCAUGUCAUGUCCUCCUCACCAUGAUCCUCGUCAUUACCUCGUUGCAUUUGCAUUCCUUCUGCAUUAUCUCGCCUAUUAUCAGCUGUUAUCUGUUAUGAUCUUUAUGUAAUGAGUUUGUUCAUUCACUUUUCAGUAAGAAUAAACAAAAGGGAAACCACAGUGACACUCAACAGAA
Molecule: messenger RNA, 1302 nt
Organism: Spea bombifrons (plains spadefoot toad)
Lineage: Eukaryota; Metazoa; Chordata; Amphibia; Anura; Pelobatidae
Product: WAP four-disulfide core domain protein 3-like
Exons: 7
Coding region: 1-1035 (344 amino acids)
Biological process (GO): antibacterial humoral response; innate immune response
Cellular component (GO): extracellular region
Molecular function (GO): peptidase inhibitor activity
Source: RefSeq, a predicted model, not a curated record